CUGAUAGGAGAUUUAGGUGAAUAGGAAGAUGAAGGGAAGCCAAUCACAUGAGAAGCAAUGAAAUGGAAAGGCCAGAUAGCUGAGGAGCAACCAGACCUGGAAACCUGGGACUACAUACUGCAGCAACCUUUAGCACAGCAUGUCCGCCUGCGAGGCCCAAACAACAUCAGGCAGGAGCCUGUGCCUACCCAGCUGAACUGAAGUUGCUGAUUUGCUCUCUGGCAGCUUCAGAUGGGACAGCUGGCUGCCUCCCACCCAAAGCCAGGGCAGGAGUAACACAUGGGAUGGGCUGACUGCAAUGGGAAGAACCUCUUGCAUGCUCCAAGUUCCCUUCCAAGCAACAUCACUGGUUUGGACUUCUCUUUCAACUCCUUGGUUAUGCCCCAUCAUGGAACUUUCUUGAUGAACUUCCCUUCUUUGCACUCCCUCAACCUCUCUAACAAUGCCCUGCUGGCACUGAGCCCAGGAAUCUUCUCCAACCUCGGGGCACUGCAUAUGCUGGACCUGAGUAGCUGCAGCAUCACCUACCUCCACAAGGACACUUUCAAGGGCUUGGGAAAUUUGCACUCACUGCUCCUAAGAAACAACAGUCUGCAGGAGCUCGGGGUCCCUUUUUUCCUGCCACUGAAGUCUCUUUUCCACCUGGAUCUGCAACACAAUGCCCUGGUCUCUGCAGACACCUGGAGCCUGCAGCUGUUGGAGGCAGUCCCACGGGUCCAGCUGGAAGGGAACCCAUGGGUCUGCAACUGCACCGUGUACCCUCUGCAGCAGUGGCUACAGCGCAGGCAAGCUGUGCAGGUGACCUGUGCAUCGCCUCCAGAGCUGCAGGGCCAGAAGGUCAUAGCUUUGGAUUCCAAGGAUCUGGGCUGCCCAGUGAAGCAGCGGUUUUCUCGAGAGGACAGCACAGCACAGCAGAUCACAGUGACCUACAGCAAUACCACCACACCACCUGUAGGGAAGGGGGGAAGGAGCUGGCCAUACCUGGUGGGAUUCAUCGUGGCAGCAAUUGGCAUCUCCAUCCUGAUAGCACUGGCAGCUAAGUGCAAGCUCUUCCACAAGAACUUUGCCAGCUACCGCCACCAGCCGCUACCUGAAACCAGCUCGAUUGGAGGCAGCGCAAUGGAGGACAGCAGUAACUGGCACAGGGACUCCUUAGACCAGGGGGCCCAUGUCAGUCACCCCAUACAUGAUGCUACCGACCUGCAGGCAGAGGAUGAUGAUGGCUUUAUUGAGGACAACUAUAUCCAGCCGAGUGAGCAGCUGCCAGAGGAAGAGGAACGAGAGUUGCACCUUUCCAUUUGAGCCUGUAGCCCAGCCAGCACCACUAUGGCAUCUUGCUGUCACUCCCAUCUCCAUCCUCUUCCUUC
Pogoniulus pusillus (Red-fronted tinkerbird) is the source of this 1367-nucleotide messenger RNA. It is a transcript of the gene C8H1orf210, whose product is annotated as chromosome 8 C1orf210 homolog. The transcript has 4 exons. Bases 280 to 1302 code for a protein of 340 amino acids. Gene Ontology annotation, molecular function: protein binding. Lineage: Eukaryota; Metazoa; Chordata; Aves; Piciformes; Lybiidae. The record is from RefSeq and is a predicted model, not a curated record.